CAACUGUCACACGUCUUAAAAUCAGCAAUGUUUUUUCAGGGAAAUGCAGUCAUGGAGGCAUAUUUGAUAAAAGCCGCCAUCAAAGUGCAAAAGGUGGAAUCAAUAAAGACACUACUUCUUUUCUCUUCUCUCCUCACAAUUAUCUUCAUGAGGAUGCUGCUCACCUUGCCACUCUUGCAACUGUUGCCACACUUGAGGAUCUGUGGAAUGCAGUAGGAAAUGAAGCCUUUCUCAUGCUUUUAAAUGUCCUUCACCACAUGGUACUUUGCUUUGUGAUUGAUACCACUGGCAGCAUGUUUGAAGAAAUUGAUGCAGCACGUCAACGAGCCAUUUCAGUCAUCCAGGAGAGAAAGGGGCUGUACCUGAAACAUUUCUUUAUGUCCUGGUUCCUUUUCAUGACCCAGCUGGUGUCCCAAGUUAGAAUUGGAGGUUACCUUGCACUUAAUGCUGCUGAGCUAAUCUACAGCUCGAAGAGACCUUAUACUGCUGUAAGUUACUUCAGAGUUCAGAUCGUGCAAUAUUUUUUUAUUCAAGGAGGUGCUGAACCUGAGAUGUGUCUAUCAGCCAUUAAGUUGGCACUGGAAAAUACCCCGCCACUCUCUGAGAUCUUUGUCUUCACUGAUGCUUCUCCUAAAGAUAUUAAUCUUCAAAGUAUUAUUGAAGCCUUAAUAAUUCAAAAAGGAUCAAAGGUAACAUUUCUUCUCACAGAGGACCCCUCAAGAAAUCGAAAAAAAAGAAGAGCACUUGUGCCUCCUAAUCGUUUUUCAGUGUACACUAAACUUGCUGCUCUUUCUGGAGGACUCAGUUUAUUUACAACAAAUAAAGAGAUUCUGCCCGUGUCCUCAGUCAUCCAAGACAACACUGCAUAUGCCAAG
Polypterus senegalus (gray bichir) is the source of this 875-nucleotide messenger RNA. RefSeq names its product von Willebrand factor A domain-containing protein 7-like. Lineage: Eukaryota; Metazoa; Chordata; Cladistia; Polypteriformes; Polypteridae. The record is from RefSeq and is a predicted model, not a curated record. The annotation marks the transcript as partial. The transcript has 6 exons.